Molecule: messenger RNA, 2589 nt
Organism: Aspergillus eucalypticola CBS 122712
Lineage: Eukaryota; Fungi; Ascomycota; Eurotiomycetes; Eurotiales; Aspergillaceae
Product: DUF323 domain protein
Exons: 6
Coding region: 1-2589 (862 amino acids)
Source: RefSeq, a predicted model, not a curated record
AUGUCACCCUUAUGUCCGGUCGUCAAAGGCGUUGACAUCGUCGAUAUCCGUCAGAAUGACGUGAAGUUUUCCUUGGUAAAUGAUAUCCAGAGAGGUAUAGAUCCUCCGGCAGGAAAUUGCCGUUCCAUGCCCACGAUGCUUCUGUACGAUGCUCAGGGGCUCAAGCUGUUCGAGGACAUUACGUACCUGGAGGAAUAUUAUCUCACAAACGCGGAGAUUGACGUUCUACGAACACAUGCGAAGAGGAUCGUGGAACGCAUCCCGGACAAUGCGCAAUUACUGGAGCUAGGUAGUGGUAGCAAUCUGCGCAAGAUUGAGAUUCUUCUCCAGGAAUUCGAAGCGGCGAGCAAAAGAGUGGACUACUAUGCGUUGGAUCUGUCGCUCUCGGAGUUGGAGCGCACAUUCUCGGAAGUGUCCCUCGAUCAAUAUCAAUAUGUCGAGCUCCAUGGCCUCCAUGGCACGUACGACGACGCCCUUACCUGGCUGGAAAACCCCGCGAAUCGUAAGGUCCCAACGGUGAUCAUGUCAAUGGGUUCGUCAAUAGGAAAUUUCGAUCGUCCUGCGGCGGCGAAAUUCUUGUCGCAAUUUGCCAGGCUUUUGGGGCCGUCGGACUUGAUGGUGCUUGGGUUGGAUAGUUGCACCGACUCGGAGAAAGUGUACAAGGCAUACAAUGAUUCCAAGGGUAUCACGCGGCAAUUCUACGAGAACGGGUUGUUGCAUGCGAACGCUGUGCUUGGAUACGAAGCAUUCAAGCUCGAUGAAUGGGACAUCGUGACGGAGUACGAUAAUGUCGAAGGGCGGCACCAGGCAUUCUACGCGCCAAAGCGGGACGUGACUAUAAACGGGGUACUGCUCCAUAAAGGCGAGAAGUUAAUUUUCGAGGAGGCAUUCAAAUAUGCCCCCGAGCAGUGCGAUCAGCUAUGGCAUGAUGCGGGUUUAAUUGAGGACGCUGAAUUUGGCAAUGAGUCUGGGGAUUACCUUAUCCACGUGCUGUCUUCGGCUACCCUCAACUUCCCAACGAGCCCGUCACAAUAUGCGGCUCAAUCUGUGCCGAGCUUUGAGGAGUUCCAGUCUCUGUGGACGGCAUGGGAUAUUGUCACCAAGGCCAUGGUUCCCAGAGAGGAACUUCUUUCGAAGCCAAUCAAAUUGCGAAAUGCUUUGGUUUUCUAUCUUGGGCAUAUUCCUACUUUUCUCGGUCAGUAUUUUUUUGCCUUUCAGGAACCAGGCGUAACAGACAUGUUGACAAGAGUAGAUGUUCAUUUGACCCGAGCAUUGGGCGAAAAGCCAACGCACCCCAAGUCAUAUAGACUCAUUUUCGAACGCGGAAUCGAUCCCGAUGUGGAUGACCCCGAAAAGUGCCAUUCUCACAGCGAAAUUCCGGAUGAAUGGCCUGCCCUUGGAGACAUCUUGGACUAUCAAGUUCGGGUUCGUAGUAGGGUGAGGUCCAUUUUUGAGAAGCAUAAUGUGGCUGAUAAUCGAGUGCUCGGCGAAGCACUCUGGAUCGGGUUCGAGCAUGAAGCCAUGCAUUUGGAAACGUUCCUUUACAUGUUAAUCCAGAGCGAAAGAACACUUUCGCCUCCAGCUGUUCCUCAACCCGAUUUUGAAAAGCUAUUCCGCGAUGCCCGGCAAGAAGCAAGACCGAACGAGUGGUUUUUGAUUCCCGAGCAGACGCUUUUGGUUGGUCUAGACGAUGACGGUCAUUCGGUUCCUCGUGACUCUUAUGGAUGGGAUAACGAAAAGCCCCAGAGAAAGAUCACAGCCAAAGCAUUCCAAGCGCAAGCGCGACCAAUUACCAAUGGAGAGUACGCCAAGUAUCUACAGGCAAAUCAUCUGCCUCAGAAGCCAGAGUCUUGGGUCUUGGUUAAGUCUGAUCAGACGUACCCGACAUGCAAUGGUGUCAGUCAAAGCAGCAGUUACGCUACGAACGAUUUUAUGGCACACUUUGCCGUUCGCACCGUGUUUGGCUCCGUCCCGCUCGAGCUGGCCCAGGACUGGCCGGUGAUCGCGUCGUACGAUGAAUUGGCAAAGUAUGCCAAGUGGGUGGACUGCAGGAUACCGAGCUUCGAAGAGGCGAAGAGUAUCUACGCGCAUGCAGCUCGACUGAAGGAAACUAGUAACGGUCUUUCAAACGGUCAUAGUUAUACCAACGGAGUCAAUGGACACGGACAUAGCGAGACCAACCCCCUACGGCCUCGCACUCCCGACCACCAACCGGUACAGCAUCCUUCGCGCGAGUCUCUGCCGGUGUUUGUUGAGCUCGACAACUGUAACGUCGGCUUCAAACACUGGCACCCCACCCCAGUCAUCCAGAACGGCGACCGACUCGCCGGUCAUGGAGAGCUGGGAGGCGUCUGGGAGUGGACAAGCACGGAACUUGCACCCCAUGACGGGUUUGAGGCCAUGCAAAUCUACCCCGGAUAUACAUCUAAUCAAGAAGCAGCCGACUUCUUCGACGGAAAGCACAAUGUCAUCCUCGGAGGGUCAUGGGCGACGCAUCCACGGAUCGCCGGCCGCACUACCUUUGUAAACUGGUACCAGCGGAACUACCCCUACCCCUGGGCAGGAGCCCGGCUGGUGCGGGAUGUCUGA